Galleria mellonella (greater wax moth) is the source of this 2064-nucleotide messenger RNA. RefSeq names its product synaptic vesicle glycoprotein 2C-like. Gene Ontology annotation, cellular component: membrane. The coding region runs from base 351 to 1868 and encodes 505 amino acids. The record is from RefSeq and is a predicted model, not a curated record. Gene Ontology annotation, molecular function: transmembrane transporter activity. The transcript is spliced from 10 exons. Gene Ontology annotation, biological process: transmembrane transport. Lineage: Eukaryota; Metazoa; Arthropoda; Insecta; Lepidoptera; Pyralidae.
ACAUUCUGGAAAAAAGGAUAAAAUUAAUUAUAUCUGGCAUUUUACCCUUCAAUGUAGGGAAAAAUACAUUUACAUACACAAUACAUCAUUUCGAAACUAAAAAAAAAAAAAGUUUUUAUGACACAUUGGGCAAGCGUGCGUUUCACCGAUGGUAAACGCCGCCCAUUAGCACUCGCAGCGUCACAGGUAUAUUGCGGUCCAAACUUGAAUAUGCGAGGCGUUUUUCUCCAUCACUGUACGUCAAUCUUGCGGUGACUUUGAUUUUGCAAGAAUCUUUCAUUCAGUCUGCGCUUUAUCGCGACGCACGGUCGACUGCCGCGCUUGGGUCGCGCCGCCACCUCAACACAACGAUGACUCUCAAGACAGAAGAGACGUCCUUUGAUGAGGCACUCGAAAGAACCGGUAACGGUCUUUACAAUGUUCUGCUGCUGCUGACGAGUUCAUUGCUACUGCUGGCCAUAGGCGUGGACCUAUUCGGCUUCACGCUGGUGGUGGCCACCGCCUGCGACCUUCAGCUCACCGUCUCACAGAAGGGAGUUUUGUCAUCUUUGCCUUUUGCUGGUAUAAUUCUGGUGUCGUAUUUCUGGGGCUAUAUCUCCGAUACCAAAGGCAGGAGGUUUACCCUGGUGGUGUCCAUGCAAGUUGGCUUCGUGCUGUCGUGUCUUUGCAGCAUAUCCCCACACUGGAUCGUGCUUGGACUCAUUAAAUUUUUAUCUGUAUGUUUUUCGUGCGCUGCUAACUCCGUGACAUACACGCUGGUUGGUGAGUCGUGCGUGCAGCGCGUGAGAAGCAAGUACAUGCUUCUGAUGACGUCUCUCCUACUUCUGUCGCCCGCCGUCGCAGCUGUGUUAGCAUACCCUACCCUAAGUUUGGACUUCGAGUUGCCUCUACCCGGUAUAGCUGUGAUCUUCAGACCUUGGCGUCUACUCAUGAUCGUGCUGGCGCUGCCGUCCGGUAUAGGAGGAGUUGCCAUUUAUUUCUUCUAUGAGUCACCGAAAUUCCUUGCUUAUUUGGAAAGGAACGAAGAAGCCUUAGAAGUACUGAAGUCUAUAUACGAAAUAAAUCAUCGAUAUUGCAAAGAAGACUUCAAGGUGCACUCUAUAGUUUUAAGUGAAGAUGUAGCAAAGAAGCAGACUUCGCUUCUCCGUAGGAUAUACGAACAGAGCGCACCGCUGUUCAGGCGCCCCCUACUGUUCCGGACAAUGCAACUGUUUUAUAUCGUCGCGGUUGUCUAUUUAACAAACAACACCUCCCUAGUCUGGUUAUCGCAUAUUCUAAAUCUAGUCAGACUGUCCCUGGAAAAUGGCGCUGCUAGUGGUAAUAUUUGCUCAUUGAUAUCCAACGACGUGAGCGCAGCGAACACAGCAGCCAAUUCUACCUCAGAGAAAAUUUCUCCAGAAAUAUGUCUCGGCUACAUAAAAGAGAAUGUUAUUCUGACUUUCGUGGCCACUCAGACGACGUACGCCUUCCUGAACUUCCUCUUGGCAUACCUGCCCAACCACAGGAGGUUGUUGGUGAUAGCAAUACUGUGCCUUUCGUCAAUAAGUGGAGUUCUGCUCAACCUGAUGCCGGAGCCGAUCUCCAGCGUGUUCUUCUUCAUGUUGUUCACGUGCACUUGCCUCUGUAUGGGGGUUCUAGCGUCGUACUUUGUGGAUUUGUAUCCCACAUCUUGCAGAGGAAUGGUAGCCUGCCUCAGCGUCAUGGUGGGGCGGAGCAGUACAUUCGUCGGCAUCAACCUAAUAGGAAACCUCAUAUUCUACCACUGCCAAGUUACAUUCUACCUCUGGUCACUGCUCGUCUUAAGUAGCGUGGUUGCCGCCUGGUUUCUCCCACCAGACAAAGCUCAGACGGAUGCAACUGUAGUUUAAUGUACCAAGAGCAUUAAAACCAACCUAGGAUGUCUGUGAUUUUAGGUUAUAGCUAGAAUAAUUGUUACAAUAUAAAUACUUAGAUAGUUUUAUAAAAGAACCACAAGAUCUGAUGAUAAAUAUGUAUGUGAAUAAUACAAUGAUGCAUUACAACAAUGAAUAUUGAUUUUUUUAAAUAAAAUUGUUAACUGUUGAA